Medicago truncatula (barrel medic) is the source of this 3085-nucleotide messenger RNA. RefSeq names its product subtilisin-like protease SBT2.2. Gene Ontology annotation, biological process: proteolysis. Gene Ontology annotation, molecular function: serine-type endopeptidase activity. The coding region runs from base 192 to 2747 and encodes 851 amino acids. The transcript is spliced from 10 exons. The record is from RefSeq and is a predicted model, not a curated record. Lineage: Eukaryota; Viridiplantae; Streptophyta; Magnoliopsida; Fabales; Fabaceae.
AACAAACCUUGCUAUUUUUGUUCAUCAAUGCUAGGUUGCCACCACUUUGCACUUCCACUUCAGGCUAGUGGUCCAGAAGAGACUGCAAAACCAAAACUCAUUGGUUUUUUCAAAGAUCAAGUCUUUACACUUGAGGAUAGACUAACUAUGCAUGCUACUGAAGAUUUGUUGUUGUUGUAAGUUUCUUGAUCAUGUUUGGUGGAGCUUUGCAUUCCAAAACUCAAAUGGAGAAGAACACAUAUUGUGUACAUUUAGUGGUACUGUUGUGUUUCUUCGGGAUGCUUCUAAUACCUUCUUCUUGUCAAGUUGAUGCAACUACUGCUGUGUACAUUGUUACUCUCAAACAAGCCCUUACUUCUCAUUAUCAGGGUGAGUUGAGUAGAGUUUAUAACCACUUCCGACGCGGUUCUUCUGGGAGAACUAGACUUGACAAACCAAGACAUCGAAAUGUUACAAAGACAGAUAAGAGACAUGGUUUUAACAUUGCACAAGUUCAUGAUUCGUUGUUGAGGAAGGUGUUUAAAGGGGAUAAGUAUCUGAAACUCUAUAGCUAUCAUUACUUGAUCAAUGGAUUUGCCGUGGUUGUUAAUCAACAGCAGGCAGAGAAGCUAUCAAGGAGAAGAGAAGUGUCCAAUGUGGUUUUGGAUUUUUCUGUAAGAUCUGCAACAACACACACUCCACAGUUCUUAGGUCUGCCACAGGGAGCUUGGUUUCAAUCAGGUGGGUUUGAAACUGCUGGAGAAGGAAUCACUAUUGCAUUUGUUGACACUGGCAUUGAUCAUACACACCCUAGUUUUGCUGAUGAUAAAUCCGAACAUCCAUUCAAUGCUCCUGCUCGGUUUUCUGGCACCUGUGAGGUUACUCCGGAUUUUCCAUCCGGUUCCUGCAAUAGGAAGCUUGUUGGAGCCCGUCAUUUUGCAGCAUCUGCUAUAACCAGAGGAAUGUUUGACUCAACUGAGGAUAGUGCUUCUCCCUUUGAUGGUGAUGGACAUGGCACGAACAUAGCUUCUAUUGCAGCUGGAAACCAUGGAAUUCCAGUGGUUGUUGCCGGGCAUCAUUUUGGAAAUGCUAGUGGGAUGGCUCCUCGUUCGCACAUUGCUGUUUAUAAGGCCUUAUACAAGGAUUUUGGAGGAUUUGCGGCUGAUGUUGUUGCAGCCAUUGACCAGGCAGCUCAAGAUAGAGUUGAUAUAAUAUGCUUGUCAAUCACUCCAAAUAGGCGUCCUCCUGAUAUUGCAACUUUCUUCAAUCCAAUAGACAUGGCAUUGUUGUCAGCUACAAAAGCUGGUAUUUUUGUAGUGCAAGCUGCUGGAAAUACUGGACCUUCUCCUAUGAGCAUGUCCUCCUUCAGUCCAUGGAUCUUUACAAUUGGUGCCACCUCUCACGAUCGAGUUUAUAGCAACUCACUAUUUCUUGGAAAUAAUGUGACUAUACUUGGAGUUGGGCUUGCACCUGGUACACCUGAGAACACAAUGUACAAAUUGAUUCAUGCACAUCAUGCUUUGAAUGAUGAUACUACAAUUGCUGACGAUAUGUAUGUUGGUGAGUGUCAAGAUGCAAGUAAAUUCAAUAAAGAUUUGGUCCAGGGAAACCUUUUAAUGUGCAGCUAUUCAAUGAGAUUUGUGCUUGGUCUCUCCAGUAUCAACCAGGCCUUAGAAACAGCCAAGAAUCUGAGUGCUGCUGGUGUUGUUUUUCCCAUGAAUCCUUCUGUGAAUGGUUUUCAGCUUAACCCAGUUCCAAUGAAAAUUCCCAGCAUAAUAAUUCCAUUUGCAAAUGAUUCCAAGAUAUUACUAGAAUACUACAAUUCUUCACUAGAAAAAGACGGUACUUCAGAAAAAAUUGUUAAACUUGGGGCUGUUGCCAGCAUUAAUGGUGGACUUACAGCGAGCUAUAGUAAUGUUGCCCCAAGUGUUAUGUAUUACUCUGCCAGAGGCCCAGAUCCAGAGGACAGUCUUCCUCAUGAAGCUGACAUUUUGAAACCCAAUCUGGUCGCUCCUGGAAGUUUAAUAUGGGCUGCUUGGAGUUCGGUUGCCACUGAUUCAGAUGAAUUUCUAGGUGAAAAUUUUGCAAUGAUGUCUGGGACAAGCAUGGCUGCACCUCAUGUUGCUGGUCUUGCUGCACUAAUCAAGCAAAAGUUUCCCAAUUUCAGUCCUGCUGCCAUUGGAUCUGCGCUUUCCACCACAGCGUCUCUGUAUGACAACAGUGGGAAGCCAAUAAUGGCUCAGCGGUCAUAUCCCUCACCAGAGCUAAACCAAUCUCCAGCAACUCCCUUUGACAUGGGGAGUGGUUUUGUGAAUGCAACUUCAGCAUUAAAUCCAGGGUUGCUUUUUGAUUCAAGUUAUGAUGAUUACAUGUCUUUCUUAUGUGGUAUCAAUGGUUCAGCUUCUACAGUUCUAGACUACACGGGUCAGAAUUGUUUGAAUUUUAACUCUAUUGGAUAUGGCUCUGAUCUAAACUUGCCCUCAAUCACAAUAGCAAGGUUGAACCAAUCUAGAGUAGUUCAGAGAACAUUACAAAACAUUGCUGAAAAUGAAACUUAUAGUGUUGGUUGGAGUUCUCCAUACGGGGUUUCAGUAAAAGUAUCUCCAACCCGCUUCUCUCUUGCCAAUGGAGAGAGACAAGUCUUAUCUGUGAUCUUCAAUGCAACCAGCAACAGCUCAACUGCCAGCUUUGGAAGGAUUGGAUUGUUUGGUAAUCAAGGUCAUGUAGUCAACAUUCCUGUGUCUGUUAUCGUUAAAAUCUCACAGUGAGAUAAUUAGCAUGGUUAAUGAAAAUUAGCAAGUUAUAAUUACAAAUUUGUUAAAUACACCUUAAUGCUACACAACCGGCGAGGGUGAAAAAGCAUGUAUGUGUACCGAAUAGAAAUAGUUGAGAUGGAUUCCAUUGCGAAUAAUUGUUUCGGUACACACUUGGGCUAUAUCCAACUCUUGUUAUGUUGACUGGGACACUAAAUGUCAUCAGUGAUAAUCUUUUGAAUUCUGUAUUGUGUAAUGUGGUUUUUUAGAGGUGAUUAAACAAGAGGAUUAUGAAGAAAUUGGAUAAAGAGGGAGAAUAUUUAGAUUGAAUAAUAAUAUUUUGCUUUCUAUUU